ACCCCAGCAAAACUGUUGUCUCGCUACCUAUGUACCUAGGUACCUAGUUUACCUACGGUACCUAUGGAUACAGACAGCGACGCGCCACCGUGAUACCGCGCGCCACCACACCGCGCCACCUCACCAACAUCACCACAGGAAAACAUCGCAUCGCGCCGGAGACAACCAGGACCACGGCCUCGUGUUCAGGCGACAGGGCUUCGUCAUGUCACCCAGUCCGGGCUCGGGAGCUUGGGGGGUCGGGAGGUUCACAGUAGGGAGGCGGUUUGCUAUGGCGCCUAGCAAAGGGGGAUUCUCACCCUUACCCGGUCAUGCUCCUGGCCUCGGACCGAACUACAGCUACGUAUCGUAGUUGGGGAGGGAAGAAAAGGCGUAAACGCGGCUCUUCUCGUGCUAGAUAAAGUGAAGCCGACAUUGUUCAGUCUAACUACCUGGGCGUGAUAACAACUGCCCAGCCCCAGAACGAGCGAGGGCUUGCGAGAUGGAGGGAAUCGAGAAUGCAAAAACCCAAGCAUAGGGGACAACAGGGAGAUGGCGUCUGGUUGCCCAGUCCGCUCGCUUCUCUUCCGCAAAAGACAUAAUAGAUCAGGUGUUCUAUCUCCCGGUUGCCUAAUGUUAUGGUAGCCCAGUUCGGCAACUGUCGAGUGCCUGUGUCUAGGUAGUCUACGAAGCGAGCAGAUGGCAGCUGGCAUGAUCCUCUCUCCGUGAGCGGUUGGCGGCAAUGACCACCGGAGACCGGUCACCGGCGACUACCACGGGAGAGAGACCGGGUAGAAGAAGAGAAGGUCCAACGAGGCCGGUUUCCAGCCUUCUUGAUGACUUCGCCGCCUUCCUUCUGGAUAGCCGACUCUUCUUCUUCUCUCUCUCUCUCUAUUCAUCCUCCCGUAGCUCCUCGUCGCUCACCAGCCUGCACACAGCGUUCGUUCGACAACACCAUAGUGUGGUUUUUGGAGCCUUCCUUCUUUUUAUACCUCUAAAAGUUGGCCCGGUACACACUGUGCUCACAGUACAGCUCCUAUUGUAUUCUUGUACCGGCCGCACCGCAAGCGUUGUCGAGGAGACCGACGCCUAUGGCAAUACCCAUCGACCGUCUGGACCAGUCACCCGAUCGAAAGGACAUCGGAUGCAACAAGCAGAUACAAGGGGACAAUAUAUUCACUUGACCCGUCCCUCGGCUUCUCAAUCUAGGUACUAUCAGCGUCCCCGGGGAAACCCAGAUAUAAAAAAAGUCACCAUCCUGAGCCCCUUCCACGGCUUCGUCUUCCGAGCUUCUCCAUCCCAUUCCAUCUCUCUCAUCCCCAGCGAAUCCUCGACCACCCCUCUCCCUCCGCAGACCCAUCAACGCCCAUCUCGACUGCGUCUAUAAGGGUGUAGGCACCCCCAUCAGCAUUAGAGGUGGGUGCGGAGCUCUGCUCUGCUUUCUACAUCUCUAAUUAUACGCCGUCUUCUAACCAUCCUCCACCUACGCCUACAGGCUCCAUCCGGUUCAUAGCUGUCCGGGGUGUAGCGUAGAGCGACUAUCUCUUCCCCCGAGUUGAUGUUCUUGCAGCAAAUCUGAUUAGAUCCUUUUCUGAAGACACCAGCUUUCCAGUCUGCCCCCAGUCCCUCUUUAGCAGCCGCUUAUCGCCUUAACCACGCACCUUGUCGACAUUCCGGGACAAGCCACUGACCUCCGAGAGUAUCGUUCCUCCUCCGUAUCACGUUCCGUCGAAACACCCAGCACCUCCUUUCAACAGCAGGUGGACGGAGCAGAAUAGAUACUCCUGAGACAAUUUGCCUACGCAAAACAACUUGACUUCCGGUCUCUG
Messenger RNA from Durotheca rogersii, 1808 nucleotides. RefSeq lists its product as uncharacterized. Lineage: Eukaryota; Fungi; Ascomycota; Sordariomycetes; Xylariales; Xylariaceae. Bases 722 to 1366 code for a protein of 214 amino acids. The transcript is spliced from 2 exons. The record is from RefSeq and is a predicted model, not a curated record.